Molecule: messenger RNA, 624 nt
Organism: Austrofundulus limnaeus
Lineage: Eukaryota; Metazoa; Chordata; Actinopteri; Cyprinodontiformes; Rivulidae
Source: RefSeq, a predicted model, not a curated record
UUCAGUGUGUUAAAUGUCGUGGACUUUUUAGAACAGAACUUUUUCUCAACCAUCUGAAAAACUGCUCCAAAAAAGAGAAGAAAGUAGAAAAACCGCAGGAAAAGGGAAAGCCCGUCGAACCUCCGUGGAAGAACCUAAGUGAGAAGUUUAAGAAAGUUCUAAUGAAGUUGGAACGUGACGAGGUGUCGGAAGCUGUUGUGGGAAACCGGAUCAUCCUGCAGUUCGGAGAGCACAUGCUCAGUGAGGACGGUCAAAAUGUGAACAAGCACGAACAUAUAAGGCAAAACCUUCGGGAUGUGGCGAGGCUCGUGCUCGAGGCUCAAAAGUCCACUCCAGUGAAGAGCCUGGAGGAUUUUUUCAACCCUUCCAACUUCCUACAUGUGCUGUCUGCCGUGAGAGCCGUUGCAGGUUUUGACCCGAGGAAGAAAACCUUCGCACGUCCGCUGCUGGCCCAUGAUCUCGGCCACCACUUGCAGACGAUCUGCAGCAUCGUCAUGCGCAAUGCCGUAAAGUCCUGCGACAACGAAGUCAUCAAGUCGUGCAAAAACUUUCUCACCUUGUAUUGUAAGAAAUGGAACAGGGUUGUUGGCCAGCGCUUCAGGGCAAAUGUCAGUAAAAGUAAAA